Lasiosphaeria miniovina is the source of this 7920-nucleotide messenger RNA. RefSeq lists its product as uncharacterized. The transcript has 12 exons. Gene Ontology annotation, molecular function: 3-oxoacyl-[acyl-carrier-protein] synthase activity; phosphopantetheine binding; fatty acid synthase activity. NCBI's taxonomy places the organism in Eukaryota, Fungi, Ascomycota, Sordariomycetes, Sordariales, Lasiosphaeriaceae. The record is from RefSeq and is a predicted model, not a curated record. The coding region runs from base 1 to 7920 and encodes 2639 amino acids. Gene Ontology annotation, biological process: fatty acid biosynthetic process; secondary metabolite biosynthetic process.
AUGGCAACCAGCAAUGUCAUAUUCUUCGGGGACCAGACGGCCGAGGCGGGCCCCUUUCUCAAGAGCCUAGUCGAGCAGUCCAAGACAUCGCUGGCGCUCGGACGCUUCUUCACCGAGGCCGUCGCGGCGCUGAGGGUCGAGGUGGCCGGCCUGCCCGAGGACGAGAGACGGGCGCUGCCCGUCUUCCACUCAGCCCUGGACCUGGCCGAGCACCGCGCCGAGCCGGGGAGCAGCGCCCGCGUCGUCUUGUCGACCACCGUCUUCCGCGUGGAGCAAGACCCCACACUGCUGGGCCGUGCCGCCGCGGACUCAGAAACGGCCCUAAACCGCCGCAUCGUCGGCUUCUGCACGGGCCUGCUUCCGGCCGCCGCCGCCGCCGCCGCCACGAGUCUGCCGGCCCUGACGUCAACGGCGAGCCACAUUGUCGUGGUGGCGCUGCGGCUCGGGCUGCACGUGCGCCACCGGUCUGCACUCAUCGAGCCAGCCACUGCUCUCAUCGAGCCAGCCACUGCUGGUAUCGACAACAGCUGGUCCGCCCUCGUCAGCGGCGCCAGCCCGGCCGAGUACCGCUCGGCCAUGGCGCACUUCCACCAGACGCACGCCACGCCCGUGCACAAGCAGCUGUACGUCAGCGCUGAGACGGCCUCCAGCGCCACCGUCAGCGGCCCGCCGUCCGUGCUAUCCGCCUUUGUGAGUACCUGCGCCGCAGCAGGCUUCCGCACCGCGCGCCUGCCCGUCUACGGCGCGUUCCACGCGGCGCACCUCCCCGCGCCGAGCGCCGAGACCGUCGCGGCCGUGAUCGGCGCCUCGCCGGUCCUAGACGCACCGGUCCCGCCCGGCACCGUGCUGGUCGACCCCGGCACUGGGCAGCCGUACGGCGCUUCUCAAACGCUGCGCGGCCUGCUGCAGCACGCCCUCGCGCACAUCCUGCAGCACGAGCUGUUCCCGGCCACGGCCGUCGAGGGCGCCCUCGGCGGGAUCCAGCAGGCCCCUGACGCGCCCGUGUCUGUGUCCGUUUUCGGCCCAUCCAACGCCGAGAACUUGCUGCGCACGGCACUUAAAACCGCCGGCCUCGAGCAGACGGCUACGCUGACGACCGCCGCCUCCCUGGCCGCGCCCAGCAGCAGCAGCAGCAGCGCUGCGCAGACCAACAGCAACAUCGGCGACAUGUCGGACGCCAUCGCCGUAGUCGGCAUGUCCGCGCGCCUGCCCGGCAGCGAGACGCUGUCCGAGUUCUGGGACACGCUGGUCCAGAACAAAGACUUGCACCAGCAAGUCCCCGCCUCGCGGUGGGACGCGGCGCUGCACACCGACGCCUCCGGUCAGCGCCCCAACACCACGCACUCGGCGUGGGGCUGCUUCAUCGAGCGGCCCGGCGCGUUCGACAACCUGAUGUUCAACGUCUCGCCGCGCGAGAGCGUGCAGACGGACCCCGUGCAGCGGCUGUUGUUGAUGGCCACGUACGAGGCGCUCGAGAUGGCCGGGUUUAGGUAUGACGCGAAUAAGCCGGAGUGGAAUGGUGGGAGGCGGGUCGGGACUUUUGUCGGCUUGGCGACGGAUGAUUGGCGCGAGUAUAACAUCGCGCAGGAGAUUGAGAUGUACUUUGUCACGGGCGGGCUUCGGUCGUUCGCGUCGGGGCGGCUGAACUACUUUUUCAAGUUCGAGGGCCCGUCGUACGUGGUCGACACGGCAUGUUCGUCAAGCGGCGCGGCCGUCGAGCUGGCGUGCGCGUCGCUGCUCGGCGGGCGGUGCGACAUGGCGGUUGCCGGCGGCGGUAACGUCAUGACGGGGCCCAACCUGUGGUCCGGGCUCAGCCGCGGCGGCUUCGUGUCGCCGACAGGCGGCUGCAAGACGUUCGACGAGACCGCCGACGGCUACUGCCGCGGCGAGGGCGUGGGCGUGGUCGUGCUCAAGCGCCUGGCCGAUGCUCUGGCCGAGGGCGACGCUAUUCAGGGGGUGAUUAGAGGCGUCGCGACUAACCACUCGGCUUACGCGCCGUCCAUCACCCAGCCGCACGCGCCCACGCAGGUCGGCUAUGUCGAGAUGCACGGCACCGGCACGCAGUCGGGAGACGUCACCGAGAUGAACUCGGUGGUGUCGACGUUUGGCGAGGGCCGGCUGCCGGACAACCCCCUUUACGUCGGCGGAGUCAAAGCGAACGUCGGGCACGGUGGGGGUGCUGCCGGCGUCACCGGACUCAUCAAGGCGCUGCUCAUGUUCCGCGAGAACGCCAUCCCGCCGCACGCGGGCAUCAAGACGCGCCUCAACCCCAAGCUGCCGCCGCUCGAGAGCGCCAACAUCCACAUCCCCCGCCAGCUGGAGCCGUUUAUUGGCUCAGACGAAGUGCGGCGCAGGGUUCUCAUCAGCAGCUUCGGCGCAACGGGCGGAAACACCUGCGUCCUCGUCGAAGAACCCCCCAAGCCGGCCCGCAGCGGCCAGGACCCGCGCACCCACCACGUCGUGGCCGUGUCGGCCAAGAACCAGGCCUCCCUGACCGGCAACAAGCAGCGGCUGCUCGACUAUCUCGCCGCGAACCCCGGCGUGCCGCUCGAGGACAUUGCCUACACGACGACGGCGCGACGCCCGCACCACGCGCUGCGCUCCGUCUUCACCGUGUCGAGCCUCGUCGAGCUGAAGCAGGCCCUGACUGCACAGCUCGGCCCGUCCAGCACCCCCGAGCCGGCGGUCAAGCCCGGCAAGGCGCAGCCGUCGGUCGUGUUCGUGUUCCCCGGCCAGGGCUUCAACUUCUGCGGACUGGCCAAGACGCUGCACGCGACCAACCCCGUCUUCCAGCAGACGCUCGACGAGCUACAGGACAUGUGCACGGCCAUGGACCUGCCGCGCUUCAUGGACCGCGUGCUCGACGGGCAGGUGGCCGACAUGGGCCAGCUCAGCCCCGUGCAGGCGCACCUGGCCAUCGUGGCCAUCGAGCUCGGGCUGGCGCGGCUGCUGCGGGCGUGGGGGCUCACGCCGAGCGCCGUCGUCGGCCACAGCCUCGGCGAGUACGCGGCGCUGUGCACGGCGGGCGUGCUGACGGUGGCCGACACGCUGCUGCUGGUGGGCCGGCGCGCGCAGCUGGUCGAGGAGCUGUGCACCAAGGGCACGCACGGCAUGCUGAUGGUGCAGACGUCGGCCGACCGCUUCCGCAGCAUGGUAGAGGGCCGCGGCGCCGGCGCCUUCGACGUGGCCUGCUUCAACGGGCCCGGCGCCAUUGUCGUCAACGGCCGCAUGAAGAACCUCGAGAGGAUCCAGGCCAUCCUGCACGAUGACGGCGGCGUCAAGUCGUCGUACGUGGCGGUGCCCUACUCAUUCCACUCAGCCCAGCUCGACACCAUCCUCGACGACUACCGCCAAGUCGCCGCCGCCGUCACCUUCUCCGCGCCCGCCGUGCCCGUCGCCUCGACGCUGCUCGGCAAGGUUGUCGACACUGACGGCGUGUUUUCGGCGUCGUACCUGGCCGAGCAGACGCGCAAGCCCGUGCAGUUCGAGGCGGCCGUCAAGGCGCUGCAGGCCGCGGGCUUUGUGACGGACAAGACGCUGUUCGUCGAGACGGGGCCCGGCGCCAUGUGCCUGUCCAUGACGCAGGCCAGCCUGGGCGCGCCGUGCAAGCUGCUGCCGUGCCUCAAGGCGGCCGACACCAACUGGAAGACGCUGGCAAAGGUCGCCGCCGACGCGUACGCGGCCGGCAUCGCCGUCGACUGGGCCGAGUUCCACCGCCCGUACCGCCCCAGCCUGGCCGUCGCCGACCUGCCCACGUACCACUUCAACCUCAAGGACUACUGGAUCCAGUACAAGGGGGGCGUGGCCGGGCUCGAGGCCGAGAUGGUCACCCUCAAACAGCAGGUGGCAACGCUCUCUGCGCGGCCCCAGGCCCUGCUGCCCGGCCUCGACGGCCCCCGACAAGACGCCGCCGCCGCCGCCGCCGCAGCAGCAGCAGCACAUAUCCCGCACGUCAGCACCUGCCUGCACCGCGUUGUCUCUGAGGACCUGUCCAAGGCCACAGUCGAGUUCUCGACCAACAUCCAAGAGCCUAGCCUGCGCGCGCUCGUCGACGGGCACCGCGUGGUCGGCAUCGCGCUCGCUCCGAGCAGCAUGUACAAGGAGACAGCGCUCAGCGCGGCGCGGUACCUGUACACGCGCACGCACCCUGACCGGCCGACACCGGCCGCCAUGGACCUGUACGACCUGGUCAUCUCGUCGCCCAUGUUCCUCGGCGACGACGCGUCCACACCACAGCCGAUCCGCAUCACGGCGUCCAUGGCGCCCGGCACCGCCACGGCGCGCAUCACCAUCAACACGGGCAAGAAGGAGCACUGCCGCUGCACCGUCGCGCUGUCGCCCACCGCGGCCUGGGCCAAGGACUGGGCGCGCCGCCGCUACCUGCUCGCGGACCGGCUGCAGCGGCUGCGGGACCCGGCCGCCGGCGGCCCGCCCGUGCACCACCUGCGCCGCGACAUGGUGUACAAGAUCUUCGUGCCCGUGACCGAGUACUCGGCCGCGUACCAGUCCAUCUCGGAGAUAUUCAUCGAUAGCGCGUUCCGCGAGGCCGCCGUCGUGCUCGACCUGCGGCAGACGCCGGCGGGGGAUAGCUUCGCGGCGGACCCGUGCUGGCUGGACAACAUUGCGCAGACGGCGGGCUUCGUGCUGAAUGCCGACGUCGCCAACCCCGACGACAUGCUGUGCAUGAGCACGGGCUGCGACCUGAUGCGGCUGACGACGGCCUUUACCGGCGGCAAGCGGUACCUGUGCCACGUGCGCGCCGAGGCCGUGGCGGGGACCGCUGGGAAGGAGCUCGUGUGCGAUGUAACGGUUGUCGAGGAGGGCGAGGAGGGUAAUGUGGUCGCGCUGGGCGAGGGGCUGCGGUUCAAGCGGAUCAAGAAGUUGUUGCUGCAGAAGAUGCUGGGCGUGGCGGCGCCGGGGGGGGCUGCUGCUGCUGCUGCUGCUGCUCCUGCGGCAGUGAAGCCCGUGGCCAAGCCGGCGGCUGCUGCUCCAGCUGCAGUCCAGAUGAAGGCGCCUGCGGCCAAGCGGGCAGCCCCUGCGUCUAGCGGACAGAAGCAGCCGAACGGAGUUGCCAAGCCAGAGGUGAACGGCACGCGCACGCCGCCGGCCGCGAAAGCAGCGCCGCCGCCCCAGACAAACAGCAACAGCAACAGCAACAGCAGCAGCAGCAGCCGCGACUUGUCGGCGGUGCUGGCGCUGAUCAGCAAGGAGAUCGGCACGCAGCUGGACGAGACCGAGGACAGCACGACGCUCGAGGAGCUGGGCGUCGACUCGCUGCUGACCGUGUCUAUCACGACCAAGCUCAAGGCCGAGACGGGGCUGGAGCUGCCGACGACGCUGAUCUCUGGCGCCACGAGCAUCGCCGAGCUACGCGAGUAUUUCCGCGCCGAGGGCGAAGAUACAAACGACGGAUACAUCGCCACGCCAGUGGAUGAUGGAGAGGGCGACAACGACGACGACGACCGCAGCUGGAGCAUCACCAACGAUAACGACCUGCCGAGCCCGGCGUCGGCCGACGGCGUGCGCGUGGCGCGCACCAGCUCGAUGCCGGCCAGCUCCGCGUCGGAGCCCGACGACGCCGCGUGGGGCAGCAAGCCCGCCCCUGGCUCCGACAAGGGCCACACCAGCAGCAGCCUCAUGGACGCGAUCCUCGCGGCCAUCGCCAAGGAGACGGGCGCGACGCCGGCCGAGAUCGACCAGGACACGCCGUUCACGGGCCUGGGCAUCGACUCGCUGAUGAGCGUGGCGGUCAUCGGCGCCGUCAAGGACCAGACGGGCGAGGAGCUGCCGACGAGCCUGUUCUCCGACUGCGAGACGCUGGCCGAGGUGCGCGCGGCGCUGGGUGAGGGUGAGGGUGAGCAGCAGCAGCAGGACGACGGACCAGGGCCUGAAGCUGACGUGAAUGGAACCACAGACCACACCACUCCCCCGCCAGCCGCCCUGCCCACACCACCUCGGCUCGCAGCACUCCUACCGCGCCCCCAGAAAACCUUCAACCCCGCCGAGUACACCAGCAAGACGACCCUCCUGCAGGGCCGCCCGCGGUCCAAGGGCCCGAUCCUGUUCCUCGUGACCGACGGCGGCGGGGUCGCCGCAGUGUACGUGCAGGUCCCAGCCCUAGCCCCCGGCCUGACCGUGUACUCGCUCGACUCGCCCUUCAUGGGCACCGACUCCUCGGGCGCGACGCGCGAGCACGAUCUCUUCCUCCCCGGGGUGACGGUCGAGGGUGUGGCGUCCGUGUACAGCCGGGCGAUCCGGGCGAUCCAGCCGCACGGCCCGUACCUGGUGGGCGGGUACUCGAUCGGGGGCAUGUUCGCGUACGCCGUGGUCAACGACCUGAUCGCGGCCGGCGAGGAGGUGCACGGCUUCGUGACGCUCGACACGGCAUGCCCGCGCAACCUGAGCGGCGCCAUCAAGGUCGACGUGGACGUCUGCGACACGAUGGGCAUGUACGACAGCAUUUCCGAGGAGGACCAGCGCAAGCCGCUCACGCCCGCGCAGAAGCUGCACAUUGCCGGCUGCGUCAACAUCUCGUGCGAGUAUAAUGCUGUGCCGCUGCCCGCGGACAAGCGCCCGCGCCACGUGUUUUGCGUGUGGGCCAAGGUGGGCUUCGUCGAGCAUAUCGCGGACAAGGUCAUCGAGGUUGGCCGUGAGAUUGCCAAGCAGCAGGGCAACGACGUGGACGAGAUGAAUCCCGAGUGGGUCGACUGGCUCGAGUCGGAGAAGAAGACGUUCGGGCCGCGCGGCUGGGACAAGCUGUGCGGGAGCGUGGAGACGUUUGUCGUUGAGGGAGACCACUUUUCCAUCAUGAUGCGGCCGAGGGUCAAGACUCUCCUGGGCCCGCUGCUCCAGAAGCUCAUGAAGCGCAUGCCCGGUGUGCUCUCGCGCGCCGCAGUCGAAGCGCACUUCAUCUCCGCCGCGGCAAUGAUGCCGCACUUCGCACGCGAGCUGGGGUGCUACGACUUCCUGACGCGGAUCUACCCCGCACAAAAACAGCUCGUGCUGGCGUACGUCGUCGAAGCCUUUGCCAAGCUCGGCAGCCCGCUCGACCAGAUGGCCGCCGGCACGCCCAUUGUCCCGCCCACAGCGAUCCUGCCGCGGCACGCGGCCGUCACCGACGCGCUGCUCGAGAUCCUCGAGCACGCGCGGCUGGUCGAGCGGCGCAACGGCCGGCGCGUGCGCACGCAGCGGCCGGUGGAGACCGACAAGGCGUCGGCCGAGCAGCUCAGCGCGCGCCUCGUGCGCGCCGACGCACCCCACGCCGGCACGCACCAGCUGCUGCACGUCACGGGGUCGAAGCUGGCCGAGUGCCUCACCGGCGCGGCGGACCCGAUCCAGCUCAUCUUCGGCGCCAGCCGGCAGCUGCUCUGGACAGAGCCGUCGGACUCGACGCGGCCCGUCGAGAUCCUCGAGAUCGGUGCCGGGCUCUGCGGCACCACCAAGCACGUGCUCGAGACGCUCGUCGACGCGCGGAUUCCGUUCCGCUUCGUGUACACGGACAUCUCGCCGUCGCUGCGGGCGGCGGCGGGCAGCGCUACCGAGCAUAUGACGCUGGACGUGGAGAAGGAGGCGCCGGCGGCGCUGGCGGGGCGGUUCGACGCCGUGGUGUCGACGUGCUGCAUGCACGCGACGCACAGCCUGGUGCAGAGCUGCAGCCACGCGCGCGCGCUGCUGCGGCCGGGCGGCUUCCUGGCGCUGGUCGAGCUGGUGCCGGCGCUGCGGCUGGCGUGGCUGGACUUGGUGUUUGGCCUGCUCGAAGGCUGGUGGCUGUUUGACGACAGCCGCAAGCACUGUCUUGCUGAUGAGCUGUUCUGGAAGGCCAGCCUCGAGCAGGCUGGUUUCAGCAACGUCGUGUGGGCAGAUACCGACGGCGAGGUGUACCGCCCGAACCCGCAGGUUAUCAUCGCGUGCACCGACUAG